Messenger RNA from Solanum verrucosum, 1524 nucleotides. RefSeq lists its product as uncharacterized. Gene Ontology annotation, biological process: DNA integration. The record is from RefSeq and is a predicted model, not a curated record. The coding region runs from base 1 to 1524 and encodes 507 amino acids. The transcript has 4 exons. Gene Ontology annotation, molecular function: nucleic acid binding. Lineage: Eukaryota; Viridiplantae; Streptophyta; Magnoliopsida; Solanales; Solanaceae.
AUGGAUCCACUCAAGUACAUCUUUCAGAAACCAAUGUCUAUAGGUAAGCUAGCAAAGUGGCAAAUUUUGUUGAGUGAGUUUGAUAUCGUGUACGUGACACAGAAGGACAUCAAAGAAGAAGCCCCGGCUGAUCACCUCGGAGAAAACCCGGUGGACCAGGAUUACAAGCCACUUAUGACUUACUUCUCUGAUGAAGAUGUUUUGUUUGUAGGAGAAGACAUAUUAGAGUUGUAUGAUAAAUGUGGGAUGUUCUUUGAUGGAGGAUCAAACUAUAUUGGAGUUGGAAUAAGAGCAGUCUUAAUUCGGAAACAGGUCAAUAUUACUCAAUCUCGGCCAAGAUUAGGCUCUACUAUACCAAUAACAUGGCGAAAUAUGAAGCUUGUGCAAGGAGAAUGGACCACUAAGAAUGUCAAGAUCCUGCCUCAUUUGCAUUACGUAAAAGAGUUGAAUGAGGAACUGGAUGGAAAACCCUGGUACUAUGGCAUCAGAAGAUUGAUAGAAGCACAAGAAUAUCCUGAAAAUGCCACAAGCAAGCACAAAUGGACUUUGAGGAGGAUGGUCAAUCAUUUCUUCCUUAACGGAGAAAUCCUAUAUAGGAGAACUUCGAAUUUAGGAUUGCUAAGGUGUGUCCACGCCGCAGAAGUGACAAGGCUUUUGGAACAAAUACAUGCAGGGACAUGUGGACGCCACAUGAAUGGGUUCACUCUAGCAAAGAAAAUUCUAAGAGCUGGAUAUUUUUGGAUGACCACGAAGAGAGAUAGCAUCCGGUAUGUGCAAAACUGUCAUCAAUUUCAAGGCAUGGAUGUUAUUGGACCCAUAGAGCCUCCCGCAUCAAAUGGACAUCGUUUCAUUCUGGUGGCUAUCAAUUAUUUCAAAAAAUGGGUCGAAGCUUCGACAUACAAGGUAGUGACUAAGAAGGUAGUUGCAGACUUUGUUCACAACAAUAUAGUUCGUCGGUUUGGAAUUCCAGAAUCAAUUAUAACAGAUAAUGCAGCCAACCUCAACAACGAUCUUAUGAGGGGAACUUGUGAAAGGUUCAAGAUUGUUCAUCGAAAUUCCACAGUUUACCAGCCACUGAUGAAUGGAGCAGUUGAGGUUGCAAAUAAGAAUAUCAAGAAGAUUUUAAGGAAAAUAGUGGAUAAUCACAGGCAAUGGCAUGAGAAGCUAACAUAUGAUUUACUCGGUUAUCGCACCACAAUCAGAACAUCAACUAGGGCAACUCCUUAUAUGUUGGUUUAUUGUUCGGAGGCAGUAAUACCUGCCGAGAUGGAAAUACCAUCUUUAAGGAUUAUCCAAGAGGUUGGUCUGGACGAUGCAGAAUGGAUACGUAGAAGGCAUGAACAAUUGAUGCUCAUCGAUGAAAAGAGGAUGGACGCGGUUUGUCAUGGACAACUCUAUCAAAACAGAAUGACCAAAGCAUUCAACAAGAAAGUCAAACCCCGACAGUUCACACUUGGGCAGUUAGUAUUGAAGAAUAUCUUUCCUCACCAAGGAGAAGCUAAAGGGAAAUUUGCACCAAAUUAG